GCCAGCACCGGCAGCAUCGCACGCUAUACUGUGCGUUGAUUGCAUUAUUGCGUAGGUUAGUUUCGUCCGCUGUUCGCGUGGUUUAAAAAAAAAAGGGAAAAACGAGCGUCAUAACCUUUUUCGUAACACGUGUAGCAGUUUGAUUGAACGCGAGGACUGGUUGAAGAUCCAAGUGAUAUUUAAUUUCGUGAAAAGGAUCAACAAUAUUAUACAAACUUUAGAUUCGGAUAGUUCUAGAGUAUCUGCGCUACAUAACCCAAAGGCAGGAUUGAAGGUGCCUUUGCUCCUAAACGAACUAAACAAAACGAAGCAAUCUAGCAAAAGAAACGUGUGUAAGGUUAAAUAAGGUGACCUAAAGAACAAUAAUAAGUAAAACGUAGAAGAAGAUUUGUGUUAAAUAACUGAAGCUUCCAGUUGGAGACACGGCGAUAGGACUGCCUAUCCCAAAAUUAAAAGAUUGAAAUAAAAUCGAUUCACCGUUGACUUGAAGUCGAUAAAAAAAAAGAAUCAUGAGAAAUCUAACGGUUCACCAAGUAUAUCGUAGAAGUAUCGAUUUUAUGAGCGACGUAAAAGAUCUUCAAGAAUCUUUGCAUUGCGCUAUCAAUUCAAGUAACAACGAUGUGUACCUGUUAUUGCACAAUCACCUCUACGUAAUACCAUUUGAAGGAGAUAUUAUCGAUCUAGAUAUUGGUCCUUCUCUCAAAAUUGUUUCAAUGGAGUAUUGCACCACCCUGCAGGAAUUGUACUGUGCUUAUGAGUUUGGUGACGUUGUUAAAAUUGACAUAAAAGAUCCAACUCGUAUUGAUCAAAAUGUAGUAGGGAUUUUUGGUAAAGGCCUACAGUGUAUGAAAUUCAGUCCGGAUCAUGAACUCGUUGUUGUUGUAACAGGCAAAGGAAAUGUGAUCACUAUGGUAUUAGACUUCCAAAUAAUAUCAGAGGUAAAUUUAUAUUCAGAAAAGUUUGGGCAGUGUGAAUUUUUUAAUGCUGGUUGGGGCAAAAAAGAAACUCAGUUUCAUGGUUCAAUGGGUAAAGCAGCGGCUCGAGCUGAACCGGAAGAACUAAUCCCGAAUGAGCACGACGAUGGUGGUACUCGAAUUCGUUGGCGCGAAGACGGCGCGUUUUUCACUGUUAGUUUUCUGCAUAAGAAAACGAAAAUUCGAAGAUUUAAAGUAUUCAACCGAGAGGGUAUUUUAUGCUAUACCAAUGAACCGGUCAACGGAUUGGAGGAAUGUCUAGCUUGGAGUCCAUUGGGAAAUCUGCUUGCCGUAACUCAGACAGCAUACGAUAAAUAUGUUAUUGCAUUUUUUGAGAAAAACGGCCUUAAGUACUCGGAAUUUUUGCUGCCCUUUAAAGUUGGAGAAGUAAAGGUAAAAGAUCUGCUUUGGUCACCAGAUAUUCUGGCUGUUGUUUGUCACGAGUCAAAAACAAACGCUAAGCUGAUACAACUGUGGACUGAAAAUAAUUGUUAUUGGUAUCUUAAACAAACUCUUGUCUUUAAUGAAGCGAAUCCGUUGCUAUAUGUAACAUGGAGUAAUGUAACUAAUAAAAAGGAAUUGAUUUAUCUAACCAAAAAAGAAAUUACUUUCUGCUCGUUUAAUUGGUGCCUGGAUCAUAGCAGAGGCAAAACUGUGGAUGAUAGAGCUGUGUCUGGUGUUAUUGAUGGAAAUAAAAUAUUAGUCACUGCUUUCAAAGAUGGAGUUGUCCCACCGCCAAUGGCGCAUCAAUCUUUAGAAACUCAAGAGUCACAAAAUGCAAUUAUUUUUGGUCCAAAUAUUAAUAAGUCAGCCUUGGUAAACAGCAACGACUUCUUUACUAUUUCAUGCAAUAAUAAAUUGACGGUUUUUAAGCAGAAAAAGAAAUUUUCCACGCUGACAUAUGUAGCUGCAAACGUAUGUAGUAUUUCUUGUGACGUACUAUACGUUAUCGAAGAUAAAGCAUUAAAAAUUGAUGACCGCGAUUGCUUCAUGCAACAUUUCUUAUGGUUUACAGAGAACAUCAUGUUGUUCUCUAUAGUUACAAAAAACCACAAUCUCUUGUGUGUUUUAUCUCUAAAUGGCAUGCAUUCCAAUGAUUGUCUGAAAAUACGGGAAAUUCAUGUAAUGGAUUAUCCAAUAGAACAUAUAGUUUCUUCUCCCGAUGCAAAUACAGCUUACAUAAAAGUAAGAGAUCGAAUAUUUAAAUACACAAGAAACGGAAAACUUGAACAGACAGAUAUAACGUUAAGCGAACAGUGCGAGCAAAUAGAAGUUAUACAAAUUGAUUCGAAAGAUAUUAUCCUUGCUCUGUCUCUGGAAAAUAGUUUCUUGGUCGACGGAAAAGAAAUUGCUAAGAAUAUUACAAGUUUUUACGUACAUUCAGAUUUUUUGCUUCUUACGACACUGCAGUGCACAUUGAUUUGUGUCUUGUUGAACGAAGUUAAUAUAAGGCAGCUAAGUGAACGUGAUUUAACUAUCCAGCCCUGGGAUUUAAAUAUGAACGAGAUUUUAUUUGCUGGUAUCUACAUCAGGCGACUCGAAAAAGGUUCUCGUAUAAUAACGACGAUACCGUACGAAUCGAAAGUAAUUUUACAGCUGCCUAGAGGAAAUUUAGAAUGUAUACAGCCAAGGGCAUUAUCGGUGCAUAUACUAAAAUGUUAUCUGAAUAACUGUGAUUAUUUGACGGCACUUGCCAUAAUGACUAAACAACGUAUAAACUUGAAUUUAUUAUACGACCACGAUCCACAAUUAUUUCUGGAUAACGUGAAAAAGUUCGUAGAAGAUCUUGUACAGCACAAGAAGUUAAAUUGGUUGAGCCUGUUUUUGUCAGAAUUACAAAACGUCGAUGUCACCCGUACGAUGUACACGUUUUGUUAUGCGGAUCGCAACCCUGUCAAAUCUGACGAUAGAAGUAACGAAACUACAAUUAAUAAGGUAGACGAGAUUUGUAAAUUAUUAAGAGAUGCCAUGGAGAAACAUCAAGAUGCGGAUAAUUUAAUACAACCAAUAUUGAUAAGCUUGGUGAAAAAUCAACAAAGACAAGGAUUGGAAAAUGCACUUAGUAAAAUAAAGCAAGUGAAAAUGUUGGAGGAUUCACAGAGAUCAGAGUUACGUGAUUCUACCGUGUCCGCUCAUGGAGCGUUAAAGUGUUUACUGCAUUUCGUCACUAUCGAUACGUUAUAUGAUGUUGCAUUAGGCAUGUAUGAUUUAGAACUCGCAAAGUUUAUAGCGUCUGAAUCAUCGAAAGAAGAUCCCAAAGAAUAUAUUCCAUUCUUGAACAAUUUGAAAAAAUUAGACCCAAAUUACAUGAAGUAUUCUAUUAAUGUCCAUCUUAAACGUUACGAAUUAGCGUUAGAGAAUUUGUCUAAAGAUCCAACCAAGUUUGAGGAAUGCUUAAAUUUGAUACGUAAUCAUAAAUUAUACAAGGCGGCAAUAAAAUUGUUUGAGAAGAAUACUACAGAGUAUAAAAAGGUGGCUGAAGUUUAUGGAGAAUUCUUGUCAAGUGAAGGGAAAUAUGUGGAAGCUGGUAUGAUGUUUUAUAGAAGUGGCGAUCUUGACAAAGCUGUAGAAACAUUUAGUAUGUCAAGUGAUAAUUGGGAGGAUGUAAUCGCAAUAUCAAAAGAGAUGAAACUAAGCCCAGCAAAUUCACACAAACUUUAUAACACACUGGUUGAACGUUUGAAAGCAGAGCGGAAAUAUAAACAUGCAGCUAUAAUAUUAAAAGAAUAUUUAAAUGAUGCUGAAGAAGCAGUUGCGCUAUUAUGUGAGGGAAGAUCUUGGAAAUAUGCAAUACGAAUAAUAUCUGAUGUUCAACGUUUAGAUCUGAAUGAAACACAUAUUAAACCUGGAGUGAAGGAACACGCAGAACAUGUAAUUUCACAAUUGAGUAAAAUGAAGGAAGAUUUUCUGAAGUACAAGUCACGUCUUGCUAUAGUGAGAACAGAAAUUAAAGCAAAACAAACACAAAUACAAUUGUAUCAUGAAAAAACCUAUGGCGAUGAACCGGAAUCUAAUAAAGAAAUUCCAGAUUGCAUUAGUGACGCAAUCAGUAUCGCAGAAUCUGUUUCAAGUCAAAUAUCGCGGAUAUCUAUGUCUUCGAGCAAGAGCUAUCGGUCAAGUAAGAACCGUAGAAAACAAGAGAGAAAACUUUUCAGUUUAAAGGAAGGCAGCCGAUUUGAAGAUUUAAGCUUAAUACAUGCCCUUUACCAAAUUGUUAGCAAUGCGUACAAGGAUAGAGACGAUUGGUAUCAGCUGGUACAGGUACUAAUACGAUUCGAAUUUGAUGAAAGCGCAGAAAAGAUCAUAGUUGAAACAAGGGAGUUCUUUCAAUUAGUGGAAAGUAGUAAAUCUGAAAUUUGGGACAGAUCAGCUCCUACAAGUUUAGCUGACAUAGAAAAAAGUGAAAAUUAUACACAAGCACAAUUUCAAGAAAUGAUAGCACCUAUUAAAUUAAUAGAACGCUACAUAAUGUAUCCACCUGAGGUUGAUGCAGCAUCACGCGUGCUGACUAUUUUCUAACUUUUUUUUACAUGUGAAUUAAGUAUUUGAAAAAUAAGUGAAAAAUCGAUUUUUUUAAACAUUGCAUAUUUUUAAAAUACCAGUCAUGAAUAUAAGGAAGUUUUGUUACAUAAUAAAUAUAAGAUAUUAAUGUAAAAAUAAUUAAAUAUAAAGGCUUCUUUUUAGCUGAACUUUUUGCACGGUUUAGCUUUCCUCUUUUUUUUCAUAUUGGGGAGAAAACCAGAAGGUGAAUUGUACAAAAAGUUCAUCUAAAAAGAACAAGCCGUAAGAUAUUGAUGUAAAAAUAAUAGCAAUAAAGAUGAGUUAUAGUAA
Temnothorax curvispinosus is the source of this 4805-nucleotide messenger RNA. It is a transcript of the gene Elp1, whose product is annotated as putative elongator complex protein 1. Bases 510 to 4493 code for a protein of 1327 amino acids. NCBI's taxonomy places the organism in Eukaryota, Metazoa, Arthropoda, Insecta, Hymenoptera, Formicidae. Gene Ontology annotation, cellular component: cytosol; elongator holoenzyme complex. Gene Ontology annotation, biological process: tRNA wobble base 5-methoxycarbonylmethyl-2-thiouridinylation. Gene Ontology annotation, molecular function: protein binding; tRNA binding. The transcript has 13 exons. The record is from RefSeq and is a predicted model, not a curated record.